CAGCUGUACAGAUUAUUUUUCAGAAACACAAGCAGUAUCUUGCAGAAAAGAUGACAUUUAUUGUCUUGUUUUUCUUCUGUGUGCUGAUGAACAUGCUAACAGAUGCCCGAUCAAUCCAGGAUGGAGAUGAUCUCUACCAGGAAUCUGUAGCCUUGCCAUACUGGCCCUUCUCAUCCAACGAUUUCUGGUCCUAUGUGGAGUAUUUCCGGACCGUGGGAGCCUACGACAGGAUCGAUGAAAUGGCCAGAGCCUUCUUUGCCCAGUUUCCUUUUGGGAGUCACCUUGGCUAUCAUGUGCCCAACCACAAGCACUAACUGCUUUGCUCGUUUUUUGCUUAAACUGGUGCCAAGAUAUGUAAGUGAAUACAUGGCUGCCAGCGACCGCACCUGAACUGCCCCUCAGCUACUUAUUAAUACUCAUAGCAGUCAUGCAUAGAGUUUCAUGCUUUACAUUAGUCUUGUCAAUUUAUGCUUUUGUGCGAAAUCAAUAAACUCCUUGAUUCUGUU
Harpia harpyja (harpy eagle) is the source of this 506-nucleotide messenger RNA. RefSeq names its product otospiralin (gene OTOS). The transcript is spliced from 3 exons. Gene Ontology annotation, biological process: sensory perception of sound. NCBI's taxonomy places the organism in Eukaryota, Metazoa, Chordata, Aves, Accipitriformes, Accipitridae. The record is from RefSeq and is a predicted model, not a curated record. Bases 51 to 314 code for a protein of 87 amino acids.